Molecule: messenger RNA, 1539 nt
Organism: Juglans regia (Persian walnut)
Lineage: Eukaryota; Viridiplantae; Streptophyta; Magnoliopsida; Fagales; Juglandaceae
Exons: 1
Coding region: 1-1539 (512 amino acids)
Molecular function (GO): nucleic acid binding; zinc ion binding
Source: RefSeq, a predicted model, not a curated record
AUGAUUGACGUUUUGGAGGAGCAGUAUGCUAGUCUUUCUCUUACUGAGAAGGAAUCUGAAGAAGUGGUGGUGGACAUUAAUCACGUUGAGGAAGUUCUGUCUAGUGGGGAGAAUUGCUUGAUUAUGCAGUUGCUUACUAGGAAGCACUAUAACCAUGAAGUGUUUAAACAAACAAUGAGGAAAGUAUGGAGAACAGUUAAAGGCGUUAAGAUUCGUGAUCUGAAUUCAGAUUUCAGUCUAGCAGAGUUUGAGGAUGUGAAAGAUAAAGUGAAGGUCUUACGUGAGGGCCCUUGGGCGUUUGACAAACAGUUAGUGCUUUUGAAGGAAUUUGAUGGUUUGGUGCAGGCUAAGGGUCUAACAAUUGUUCAUGUCCCUUUCUGGGUGAGGAUUUAUGAUUUACCACUGAUGGCUCGGAACUCUUAUGUGGGGAAAUUAAUUGGCAGCUUGAUUGGAGAAUUCCUGGAGGUUGAUCUCGCUAAGGGGGAGUUUGAAUGGGGUGAGUUCAUGCGCGUACGGGUGCUCUUAGAUAUUUCAACACCACUUCAACGUAGGAAGAAACUGAAACUGGGGGAUGAAAAUUACUGCUGGGUUCGUUUGGUUUAUGAAAGGCUCCCUGAUUUUUGCUACCAGUGUGGAUUAUUGGGUCAUUCUUUACGUGAAUGUGCGGAAUUUAUUUCAGUCAAUGCAGAGAUUGAUCAACUGCCUUAUGGAGCUUGGCUUCGCGCAGGCUUUUCGUCUCCUAAACGCGGGUGGCAAGUGGGAGCCGGGGCUCGAAGUAAAGAGGGAAGCCGAAAUGCAGAUCCACCGCAGCCUAUGGCGGUUGAGCCUGCUAAGGGAGUGUCUGUUCCGCCGGUGAACGAAGGUGCAACUGCUGAGUUGGUGGGGAAUCUUCCUUUACGGGAAGGUGCAUCCAUAACCGAACGUGUGACUGUGGGGGAGAAGAACAUGGGUCCGGUGUUUGUGGAGAAGUUGUUUUCUUUGGAUUCUCCAGUAGUUGCUCAUGAGGGUAAUGCGAAAAUGGAUAAAGGAAGAGUGGGAUCAGGGGACACGUCGAAUUCGGAGAGAGUGGGAGGAAGCGUAACUCCCGCUAUAAACGAAGACCAUCUGGUGGAUGUUCCGAUUGUUAAGAGUUCAGAAAUGGGCUUGGGCCCUAGCCUUGGAUCCACUGAAGUUGGUGUUCGGCACCCAGGCCCGCAUACGCAGGAACGAGGGCGGAAGCCCACAAAAGAGGCUGCAGAAUUAACUAAAGGGCCAAACUGCUGCACGCCUAAUUCUAAUUCUAAGGCACGGGUGGGUACUAUUCAAUUUCACACAAAGGCAAUCUCCUUCGACGAAGCUGUUGGAGAAUUUGCAGCAGCUGGUGGAAUUUCCAAUCGGCCAUUGAGUUUCUCUCCGAAGAAAGCAGUAGUUGGUACCCGUAAAUGGAAGUUGCCCUCUAUCAAAGCGGAUGCAGGACGCCCGCACAAAAAGGUACAUGUAUCCGAUUCUCCCCUUGCGAUAUCGGCGGCGGCUAUUGCACAGCCCCGCCAGACACCAUGA